Molecule: messenger RNA, 757 nt
Organism: Capsella rubella
Lineage: Eukaryota; Viridiplantae; Streptophyta; Magnoliopsida; Brassicales; Brassicaceae
Product: non-specific lipid-transfer protein-like protein At5g64080
Exons: 3
Coding region: 48-569 (173 amino acids)
Biological process (GO): lipid transport
Molecular function (GO): lipid binding
Source: RefSeq, a predicted model, not a curated record
UAUCUUAUUGCUUCUCUCUUUCGAUUCUUAUCAGAUCACUCAAAACAAUGGCUUUCUUCUCCGCCACGAUCUCUCUUCUCCUUAUCCUUCUCUCUGUCUCCUCAACUUCUGUUCACGGAACCUUUGCACCGGCAGUGGAGUGCUCUGCCCUGAUAGUAAACAUGGCGGGAUGUUUAUCUUUUGUGACGAUCGGGAGUACGGUGAAUGAACCGACUGGUUCGUGCUGCACCGGUCUCAAGAAAAUUCUCGAUACGAACGCUGCAUGUCUAUGUGAAGGGUUGAAGAACAGUGGCGCCAUGGGAAUCAAACUGAACGUUACUAAAGCCUCUACUCUUCCCGUUGCCUGUAAACUUAAUGCUCCUCCGGUCUCAUCUUGUCAAUUGUCUGCUCCUGCUCCUUCUCCUAAUGCACAAGCUCCAGUUCCUGCUGCUGGACCACGAUCAGGAUCAGGACCAACCUCUGCUCCAGCUCCAAGCCCUUCUCAAGGGAACCGUGGCUCUUCGGUCCCAAUCUCUGGCUUGACAUUUGUAAUCAGUGGCGCAUUGUUCUUACUGUUCUCUCAUAUCUAAAACCAGAGAUCAUCCCUUUACCUUUACAUGAAUUAGACCUUAGCGCAUUUUUUAGUUGUGGUGUUUCCAUAAUUCCAUUAAGACUUAUCAUAUUUUCAUGAAGACUUGGGUUUUAAUGUGUGUUUUGCUUGCUAAUUUUUUAUUAUUUGAGUUGACUGGUGGUUAUUUCUAUAUUUUGUUUUGUUGAA